CUGAUCGUAGACUUCAAAACCCUGGGUCGGUGGCCGGUGACGCUGCUUUGUCUCUUUUCAUUUCGAUUUGCCUGAUGGCUCUUUUCAGGCGACUCAUUUCGUCCAAGCUUCCUUCUCCAUCAGUCGCCGCUUUUCUUGGCGCCUCCAAAGAAUCGUCUAAUUUGCAUCGUCGCUUCCCGUUCGCUGCCGCCGCUGCCAUCUUCGGUGGCGCCGCCGUCUAUUGUUACUCUUCAUCUCCUACCUUCGUUCAACUUGACAUUGAUAGUGAUGAAUCUUGUAUUGCAUUGAAUCCUGAAAAAUGGUUGGAAUUCAAGCUUCAAGAAACUGCAAGGGUCAGUCAUAAUAGUCAAUUGUUCAGGUUCUCAUUUGAUCCUACUGCCAAAUUAGGUCUUGAUGUUGCUUCUUGCAUUCUUACACGGGCUCCAAUUGGAGAAGAAUCAGACGGACGGAGAAAAUAUGUCAUUCGUCCGUAUACUCCCAUAUCAGAUCCUGACUCAAGAGGCUACUUUGAUUUAUUAAUCAAGGUGUAUCCUGAGGGGAAAAUGAGUCAACAUUUUGCAAGCUUAAAGCCAGGAGAUAUGAUUGAAGUUAAAGGGCCAAUUGAGAAGCUCAGAUAUAGCCCCAAUAUGAAAAGGAAUAUUGGAAUGAUUGCAGGGGGCACUGGUAUCACACCAAUGCUGCAGGUUGUAAAUGCAAUUUUGAAGAAUCCUGAUGACAACACCCAGGUAUCCUUAAUCUAUGCCAACAUAUCGCCAGAUGAUAUUCUACUGAAAAAUGAACUUGACAGACUAGCUGCUAGCUAUGCAAAUUUUAAGGUAUUUUACACUGUGGAUAAACCUAACAGAAAUUGGCGAGGAGGUAUAGGAUAUGUAUCGAAGGACAUGGUCUUGAAAGGCUUACCCAGUCCAGGGGAAGACACAUUGAUACUUGUAUGUGGUCCCCCAGGUUUGAUGCAGCAUAUAUCUGGAGAUAAGGCAAAAGACAGAUCACAAGGCGAGCUCACAGGGAUACUCAAGGACGCGGGAUACACAGAAGAUAUGGUUUACAAAUUUUGAAUGAAAUAAUGUUGGAUUUAUAACAUGCAUCCUUUCCAAAUUCCACUUGAUAUAGAUUGUGAAGAGAAAUAGCAAUCUAGUUCCUUUUUAUUUUCGAUAUCUGGAAAUCUGUGGCAUUUACAAACUACGGAUGCGUUUAUUUGUACUAAAUAAGCUGCGUACUAAUCAAAGUUUGUUGAUUUGAA
Molecule: messenger RNA, 1240 nt
Organism: Zingiber officinale
Lineage: Eukaryota; Viridiplantae; Streptophyta; Magnoliopsida; Zingiberales; Zingiberaceae
Product: NADH-cytochrome b5 reductase-like protein
Exons: 13
Coding region: 75-1055 (326 amino acids)
Molecular function (GO): cytochrome-b5 reductase activity, acting on NAD(P)H
Source: RefSeq, a predicted model, not a curated record